This is a messenger RNA of Colletotrichum karsti, 1023 nucleotides long. RefSeq lists its product as uncharacterized. The transcript has 3 exons. NCBI's taxonomy places the organism in Eukaryota, Fungi, Ascomycota, Sordariomycetes, Glomerellales, Glomerellaceae. Gene Ontology annotation, cellular component: plasma membrane. Bases 1 to 1023 code for a protein of 340 amino acids. The record is from RefSeq and is a predicted model, not a curated record.
AUGGCAUUCACCGACCGAAUCACGACGUAUUGGGGCAUACUCGCCCUCGUCCUUCUAUCAUGGGUUUCGCUGGCCCAAGCGACUCCCGAUCCGAGGAUCCUUGAGCCUCGCCAGUUGAAGCAGACCCUCUGCUCUAGCCAAAAUACGGCCUCCAUGAGCGCAAAUCUCAGUAUUUGGCAGACGAACGGCCUGUGUACGGAUUUUUGCAGAACCAUGAAUUAUGCAUUUGCCAUCGUCCAGUACCAGUCUUGUUGGUGCUCAGAUGUUGCCCCGGCUUCAUCGACCGAGGCCGACGUCGAAGACAAAUGUAAUGACAUUUGCCCCGGCUACGACACCGAAAAGUGCGGUUCAAGGCCCAACUACUACGGCUACCUGCAGCUUGGAAAGACACCUACCAGCACUGCUGGCAGCGGUAGCGGCGGUGGCGGCGAUACCACCACGACUAAGGCUCCGGCGGCUACAACACAAACGUCGAGCAAGCCGAGAACGACAGUUCAGACUAUCACAGCCGACGGCACCGUUCGAACCGUUUUCGUGACGCCGACAGCCACGGGUACAGAAGGUGCGACCGGCGCUUCAGAGUUGACACCCGGGAGCCAGUCGUCAGGAAGUGGAAUCAGCACGGGUUCCGUUGUCGGGAUCGUGGUCGGCGUCAUUGUCGCCGUGGUGGCCUUCGCUGGCCUCUUCCUCUUCUGGUUCUUCAGACGUCGCAAGCAGCGCAAGGAAAGCGAAAAGUACGACGAACCCAGCCACCGUGGCAGCUCGGCUGGUAUGAACAGCUCGCCACGUCACCCGGAGAUGGUUGUCACUGUGGACGGUGGACGAUGGGACGCCGACUCGACCAGCGACCACCGACGCAGUCGCCUCAUGGCGCACGAUCCCCGCAUGGAACCCCUCGGCAGAGGCCUGUACGUGGCCAACAACAAGAGCGCCGAGAGCAUCAACACACUGCGCGACGACCAAGACUACUCCCGCAAAGUUCACAAACCCGUUCUGCGAGCGACCAAUCCGGAUCCUGAGUGA